Messenger RNA from Rhagoletis zephyria (snowberry fruit fly), 2156 nucleotides. RefSeq names its product putative nuclease HARBI1. The record is from RefSeq and is a predicted model, not a curated record. Lineage: Eukaryota; Metazoa; Arthropoda; Insecta; Diptera; Tephritidae.
UGAGAAAAGUGGAGACAAUUUUUUAUUAAAUAUUGCAAGGAGAAGAAGAAUCGCAAUCGCAAAGAGGAAUCUUCUGUUAAAAGAAAUCCUAAGAAGGAGACGAGUUACAAAAAUCCAAAAUUUUUUUAACACAAUUGAGCUAUAUGAUGGCGACGUAUUCUUCUCCCACUUCCGCAUGACCCGUAACACAUUUGCUAAACUAAUGAAUGCUCUACAGCCUUUCUGGUCAAUGUUGGACACGCAUUAUACAUUGAAACAGUCCCUGUACCUAUUUUUGUGGAAGCUGAGCAACAGCCGAAUUACAUAUCGAUAGCUCUCAGAUCGAUUCAACGUAGGAAAGGGGACAGCUGACAAACUUUUUUUCAAAACCAUUGAAGAAGUAUGCUGCCUUAGAAAUGAAAUUUGUUGGCUUACGGUUGCCAAACAGCAGGACGUUAUGGAAUGAUUUCAGGCGAAAAGACCAAACUCGAUCCCCUUUGUUGUUGGAUGUGUGGAUAGAAUCCACUUCAUAAUAAAUACCCCGAAUAACGACGCAAUCAGCUAAUACGAUCGCAAGGGACACUUUUCAAUAAUAAUGCAGGCUAUAUGCGAUAGCAAUCUUCGAUUUUUGGAUAUCUUUAUUGGCUAUCCUGGAAGUUGCCACGACGCCAACGUUUGGAAAAAUAGCCCAAUUUAUCAAAAGAUCUCGUCGGGCGAAGUUCAGCUUGCUAGCGGGGCCAUAAUAUUAGCAGACUCCCCUUAUCCGCUAACAAAAUAUUUAAUGGUCCCAUAUAGGGAUAAUGGGCAUCUUUCUACGGAAGAGAAACGAUUUAACUACUACCUUAGUUCCACACGAGUAUUAAUAGAGCAGGCUUUCGGCGUUUUGAGACAAAAAUUUAGAAUAUUAAAUCACAUCGAUGUAUCAUCUAUAAAGGAUGCUUCAAAAAUUGUAAUGGCCUGUACUAUACUACACAAAUUUAUAAUAGAGCAUGACGGCGAUCUAAGUUCAAUGGAUUCUUUGGAAAACAAUUUAGAACAAAAUAUAUCUGACAAUGCUGGCGCAAUAGAAGUUAUCGAAAACAUUAACGAGAAUAGGGAAGGAAUUAUAAGAAGAAACGAAAUAAAAAUGUUAUUUUCAUCGUAAAGUUUUCGUUUAUUAAUUAAUAAAAAAAGAUUAACAAAACAAAUGCUUAUAGCAUAAACAUUAAUUCAUUUGAGAUCAUAAGCUUGAGUUCAGUAGUAAGUGUUAUAUUAUUAUUAUUUUAUAAUAAAGCAUGUUUAUGAUCGCUUCUCUAAAAUUUCCCUUAACGCAUUUAGGACGCCAAUUUUUUCCUUUCCUAUUUCUAACCUCGCUCUCUCCAGCUGUAUUAGUUCCUCAUGGCGUUUUUGCUCUUGAAUAGCCUCUGUCUUUAAAUAGAAUAAUGUUUCGUUCGUUGAUUUUCUGGAGCGCUUCCAGCGUAGCUAUCCGAUUCGCCUUCGCUCUCCUCACAUGGGGGACUUGCCAAGGAGGACUCCAAAUUUCCACAGGAGGUUGGAUUGAACGUCGGCUCCCAUCAACAGCAUCAAACUCGUCAAAAUACUACCAGCUGGUAGCAUCCCUUCCUGUUUCUUUGUUCCGCUUCUUUAUCCUCUUGUACGAUGCCAAUAAGUUUAAAAACUUUCUCUGGAGUAGCUCUUUAGAAUCCGGAACUUCGGGAUUCAAGGCCUUCAUGGCCUCUAGGACUUUACCCCAAAGAAAUGAUUUUUUUCUUUUUGCCGGCAGCAAAUUCAGCCUCCAUGUCCAGUCGGCAUCGUACCAAAAGUUUAUUAGGAGCGGAACCCAGUCUUUCGCUGCAAAAAAGUAAAGAGACAUAAUAAUCAAAACUAUUGGCAACCUAUCUAUAUUAUAGAUCAUAUGAUACGAAAUAAAUCACAAUUAUGCUUACCUUUCUUCUUCCAUUGUGUUGUGCAAACGAAAAUUUUUUGAUGCCGGUUAUUUCAAUAAUUUGCGCGCAUUAAGUGUCAACAGAACGUGUGACUUUUGCAAGUGUUGCCACAUAUCCGCGCCGAACGUGAUACUUUGGCAAAAUUUGCAACACUGCUGCUGUGAUUGCCAUCUCGAACGCACCCAAAAUUUUCAAAUAGUUUUUGGAGUCGCACCAGCAGCUGGUACAAUCACACCACAAGAACAUACACGG